AUGCAGCUUACCGUGAUCUCCGAUACUCGCGCUCUUAUCAUCCAUAAGGUUGAACGUAAUCAGUGUCGAUUGGGGCACCCAGCAUGGGCUGCCUUGUUCAACCUUCGGAUACAUGCCGUUAGGCCCCUCAAGGUCGAAUCCAACUCAUCUUGUGCCAGCGGGACUUUUCUGAGCAACAGAACUCUAAUAAAUAUUGGGGGUAACCCUAUGGUUGGCAGGUACACGUUCACAGCAGGCUUUGGAGACCUCGAUGGCUUGCAAGCAGUUUGCUUCUUCGAGUCUUAUCCAACAUCGUAG
Messenger RNA from Suillus plorans, 297 nucleotides. RefSeq lists its product as uncharacterized. Bases 1 to 297 code for a protein of 98 amino acids. The record is from RefSeq and is a predicted model, not a curated record. The transcript has a single exon. Lineage: Eukaryota; Fungi; Basidiomycota; Agaricomycetes; Boletales; Suillaceae.